AUCCGUAACAUGUCUGCCUUCGGCCACCGUACUUCCCAGCAGCGCAUAGUUGGACGUUCAAAUUCACAUGUUGGAUGAGUUUUAGUUUUAUUAAGUCUUAAAAAGUAGGAGACGCGUCAUAAUGUCCGUUCAGCCAAGUAAUCCUAACAACCCUAUUGUUUUCUUCGAUAUUACUAUUGGAGGACAGGAUGUCGGUCGGAUGAAGAUAGAGCUAUUUGCUGAUGUUGUUCCCAAGACGGCAGAGAAUUUCCGGCAGUUCUGCACGGGAGAGUUCAGGAAGGACGGCGUUCCCAUUGGUUACAAAGGUUGCACUUUCCACAGGGUGAUCAAAGACUUUAUGAUCCAAGGAGGAGACUUUGUCAAUGGCGAUGGAACUGGAAUCUGCAGCGUCUACAGAGGUCCAUUUGCAGAUGAGAAUUUCAGGAUGAAGCAUUCUGCGCCUGGACUUUUGUCUAUGGCGAACAGUGGACCAGGGACAAAUGGUUGCCAGUUUUUUAUUACCUGCACCAAGUGUGACUGGUUAGAUGGGAAGCAUGUCGUCUUUGGAAAAGUGGUUGAUGGUUUGCUGAUCAUGAGGAAAAUAGAGAAUGUUCCUACUGGACCCAACAACAAGCCUAAACUCCCCAUCCUUAUAGCACAAUGUGGAGAGAUGUAAUCAGCUCCCUCAGAAGACCAGUUUAAAAACUACACAAUCUGCAAACACGUCACAUUCAUUAGUUUUUUUUUUUGUAGCAAAGAAACCGAGGUCUCUGUCUUGAUGCCUUCACCCAUAGCCCACAUUAGAAGACUUUUUCCAUGGUACAUCACUUGUUAUUGUUAUUAAGUUUUUGUAUGCCUGAUGACUUAACUGCUGUGUCCAAACGCAAAUAUGAUGAUUCACAUCACCAGUGUUGGUAUUCACAGAAUAAAAAACUGGGAAAUUCAUGUUGGAAAAAUAUCGAAAUAUGAGGUUUUCUGUGGAGAUUAUUUGAUUUAACAUUCUUUUUUUGUAAUGCUGUGUAUGACCUAAGAUAAAAAAUGUUUUUAUAAAUGUGUGGAAAGGAUA
This is a messenger RNA of Betta splendens (Siamese fighting fish), 1045 nucleotides long. It is a transcript of the gene ppih, whose product is annotated as peptidylprolyl isomerase H (cyclophilin H). NCBI's taxonomy places the organism in Eukaryota, Metazoa, Chordata, Actinopteri, Anabantiformes, Osphronemidae. The record is from RefSeq and is a predicted model, not a curated record. Gene Ontology annotation, biological process: protein peptidyl-prolyl isomerization; protein folding. Gene Ontology annotation, cellular component: intracellular membrane-bounded organelle. The transcript is spliced from 9 exons. Gene Ontology annotation, molecular function: peptidyl-prolyl cis-trans isomerase activity. The coding region runs from base 122 to 655 and encodes 177 amino acids.